AUGAAUGAUACGUGGUGGUUGAAAUCGGCGAAACCUCUUGUUGGGGCAUUGUCCUCCAAAGACGCGAAUGCAGAGUUCCGCUCUGCGGAUACUUGCAAGGUUUGCAAUACUGAUUAUGAGUUGAAGGUUUCUCCAUUCGGCGAUGCCCGAGCUCUCGUUGUCACCAGGUGGAUCAACCUCGGCUCUGGUCAAGAUCCGCUCGAUCCGCGAUGGUUGAUGCAUGCUCGCGAGCCAACGUCUAAAGGGCCGGUUUGGUUGGAAAAAAGCGACAUGGCUAUCAGUCCUCGGGUCUUGUUUGAAACUGCUUGCUCCAGUGAUCAAUCCCUAGAAGCUCGUCCCUCCCGCAACUUCGCCUAUCUUCAAGAUCGACGAUACGAAGAGGUUCUGAAGACUUAG
Penicillium alfredii is the source of this 396-nucleotide messenger RNA. RefSeq lists its product as uncharacterized. The record is from RefSeq and is a predicted model, not a curated record. The transcript has a single exon. Bases 1 to 396 code for a protein of 131 amino acids. Lineage: Eukaryota; Fungi; Ascomycota; Eurotiomycetes; Eurotiales; Aspergillaceae.